AGUCAAGGCAAAGCACUCCCCCGACCAAGAACAAUUUGAAAACCCACCCCAUAAUAUUUAAAAUCUGGGACAAAGAACCGUCUGGACGGAACUGCUUCAAUUGCAAAACCUCAGCGCAGCCUCGGGAGCGCCCGGCGGGCCGGAGUCAGAGCAGCCCCUUUAAAAAAGCGGAGUACAGUAUUGGGAUUCUUGAAACCUGAAACCUAGAAACAGAAUCGAAGCGGAAACCAGAAGGAAAACCUUGAACUCCUCCAGACAAUUGCUUCCGGGGAGUUUCGGGAGAGCGUGGGGGAAUAAAGGGCCCGAGAGGAGGGCCCCUCGGAUGGCGCGUCCCUGAGGGUCCUGGCGAGUUCGAGGAGCGUGGGAAAGAGAGGACCCUACCCUCUCCCUGGGCUGCAGGUCAUGGCCACCGUGGAGCCGAAAGCCCUCGGCACUGGCUUCAAGUGGCUCUCUUUGGCCACUUUUGUGCUCAUCUGCGCCGGGCACGGGGGACGCAGGGAGGAAGGGGGUCCCGCCUGCUACGGGGGAUUUGACCUGUACUUCAUUUUGGACAAAUCAGGAAGUGUGAUGCACCACUGGAAUGAGAUCUAUUACUUUGUGGAACAGUUGGCUCACAAGUUCAUCAGCCCACAGCUAAGAAUGUCCUUUAUCGUCUUCUCUACUCAAGGAACAACCCUAAUGAAGCUAACAGAAGACAGAGAACAGAUUCGUCAAGGCCUUGAGGAAUUGCAGAAGGUCCUGCCAGGAGGAGAUACUUACAUGCAUGAAGGAUUUCAAAGGGCCAGCGAGCAGAUUUAUUAUGAAAACAGUCAAGGAUACAGGACAGCCAGCGUCAUCAUUGCUCUGACUGAUGGAGAACUCCAUGAAGAUCUCUUUUACUAUUCAGAGAGGGAGGCUAACAGAUCCCGAGACCUUGGUGCAAUUGUUUACUGUGUCGGGGUAAAGGAUUUCAACGAAACACAGCUGGCCCGGAUUGCGGACAGUAAGGAUCACGUGUUUCCUGUAAAUGACGGCUUUCAGGCUCUGCAAGGCAUCAUCCACUCAAUUUUGAAGAAGUCCUGCAUUGAAAUUCUAGCAGCUGAACCAUCCACCAUAUGUGCAGGAGAAUCAUUUCAAGUAGUUGUGAGAGGAAAUGGCUUUCGACACGCUCGCAACGUGGACAGGGUGCUCUGCAGCUUCAAGAUCAACGAGUCGGUCACGCUCAAUGAGAAGCCCUUUGCUGUGGAAGAUACUUAUUUGCUGUGCCCAGCACCCAUCUUAAAAGAAGUUGGCAUGAAAGCCGCACUCCAGGUCAGCAUGAACGAUGGCCUGUCUUUCAUCUCCAGCUCUGUCAUCAUCACCACCACACACUGUUCCGAUGGCUCCAUCCUGGCGAUCGCCCUGCUGAUCCUGUUCCUGCUCCUGGCCCUGGCUCUCCUCUGGUGGUUCUGGCCCCUCUGCUGCACUGUGAUUAUCAAGGAGAUGCCUCCACCUCCUGCUGAGGAAAGUGAGGAGGAAGAUGAUGAUGGUCUGCCUAAGAAAAAGUGGCCUACGGUGGAUGCCUCUUAUUACGGUGGGCGAGGUGUUGGAGGCAUUAAAAGGAUGGAGGUCCGUUGGGGAGAAAAGGGCUCCACAGAAGAAGGUGCUAAGUUGGAAAAGGCAAAGAAUGCGAGAGUCAAAAUGCCAGAGCAAGAGUACGAGUUCCCUGAGCCGCGAAACCUCAACAACAACAUGCGGCGGCCCUCCUCGCCCCCGAAGUGGUACUCCCCCAUCAAGGGAAAACUCGAUGCCUUGUGGGUCCUACUAAGGAAAGGAUAUGACCGCGUGUCCGUGAUGCGUCCACAGCCAGGAGACACGGGGCGCUGCAUCAACUUUACCAGAGUCAAGAACAAUCAGCCCGCCAAGUACCCACUCAACAACGCCUACCACACCAACUCGCCGCCUCCUGCCCCCAUCUACACCCCCCCACCCCCUGCUCCCCACUGCCCUCCCCCACCCCCCAGUGCUCCCACUCCUCCAAUUCCAUCCCCGCCUUCCACGCUUCCCCCUCCCCCUCAGGCUCCACCUCCCAACAGGGCUCCACCCCCCUCCCGGCCUCCUCCUAGGCCUUCGGUCUAGAACCCACAGUUCAUGCUCUGGGCUCUCUCAAAAACUUUAGGGAGGAGGCUCCUCUGUGGUGUGAGAACGAGUCUCUCCAGUUAAAGGAGGCUUCUGCUUUGGAAAUGAGGGGUGACAAAGCCCACUAACGUUCACACAUUUUAAAAACUGGUUUAUGAUGCCAAAAUGCCGACAAUUGUGAUCAGCGGGAAGAAAUCGAAAUGUUGAAAUGCCUGAAAACAAAUGAGAAGGCAACCCCAGUCACAAUUAUAGCCAGCCAGCCAUCACCUCUAGAAGGUUCCAGAGACAGUGAAACUGCUGAGAUGCUCUAAAUGGGAUUGUGUCUCAUGGAGACCAAUAAGAAAUCAUUUCUCUGAGGGUGAGAUGAGGAGUCAGUUAAGAAAUAACAUUGCUGAGUUUCUAAAUGCUGCUUUCUCGCCUUCUCUCCAACUCCAUCAUUUAACCUUGGACCCUUGGCCCAGAAACCAAGGAAUCCUCAACCCCGUGCACCACCCAGGAAGGUGGAAACCCUUUGCCUACUCAUUUAGGGGAAGCUUGGAGUAGCCACUGCGGCAAGAAACUCAACAUCAGACAGAUAUCCAAAAGUAUGUCUUACUGGGAUUUUCAGAGGAGUAAAAACACACCACAUUUUCCUUCCAAACUCUCCCAGUUUCCAAGUGAGGAAGAGAGCAGGUGUUUACUGAUGGAAAAAGGUAUGUUGCCAUGUUGCUGUGUAAGUGAACCGGGCGUGUGCAUUGAUAAGGGGCAUACUGAUGGGAGCAUCAGACAGUUUCUAAAACCCACAGCCAUCAGCAGCUGGGCGUGGCUGGCUUUGGCCCGACAUCGUCCCCUAAGUCAUCGACAAUACAUUGUCAAUGAGCAACCCGUUAAUGAUUCAUGGUAAAAAUAUAGAUUGGCUUUGGUUUAAAUCAUUUGAGAUAUGAAGAAGUGAUUGAUCCCAUUUUCCAGAGAUAAAUGUGAGUUGAUCUUCCCAAAAUGGCACCACUAGCACCUACCACACAAUUUCACUGAUUUUAUUCUCCUUUCUUGGGAAAGUUAUGCACCAGAGACUUCUAGAUAGAGCUGUGAGACAAUGGUCCUGACAGAAUAAGGAAACUGUCACCCGGUUAUUUGAUUAACCCCAAAGGGUGCAAGUAGAUUUCUUCUUGGCUUUUCAACAUACAAUUUAUUAUCAGCUAUUGACCCAGAGGCAAUACACCAGAAAUGCUCUGCCUGGAAUUUCCAAACGCCUGGGGCUCACUCCAUUGCCCCCAGUCGUUCUGAAUCUGUUGUGAGCAGAAGCUGUAAACACUUUCUAAACAUUGGGUUUCAUCACCCAGGAGUGGGAACAGGGCCAUUGUUGAAGGCCUCCUGCACAAACCUAUUCAAAAUUAUCUCCUCCUCCAACUUUGCACAGUUCUUAAAAUUCCUCUCCCAAGCUCCUUAAAUCUUUUCAGGAACAAAGUAGAAUAUAAAUAUAAAUGCAGUGCGUUGGGCUCUGGUCUCCAAAGAUCCUCCAAGAACCCAUCAAGCCAGACUCAUUCUUUCACUUUUCUUAGAACAAAGACAUAAGGACCUGGCAUGCAUUCCAUAAACACCUAUUCUUCUAGCCACGACAGACAUUGCUAAUCAAUCACAGCACUAUUCCCAUGUAGCCCAAUGAUUUCCACAGCCCUCAAAUUACAACUCAAAAAAACCACCACUCACCUAUUAGAAUUACAGAGAGAGAGAGAGAGAGAGAGAGAGAGAGAGAGAGAGAGAGAGAGAGAAGCUCUAUUGGCCAAACCUAUUUAGAAAACAAACAAACAUGGGGGAAUGGGGAAACCCUUAGGCAAAAAAGGUACAGUCAGGGAAAAAUAGAUCUAGGCACAGUGCCUAGACUACAGGCACUAACUGUGCAGUGUCGAUGCCAAACAGACACUUCUCCAAGUGUACCUCAGACCCAGCCCUUCUCCCAGCCUGCCACUCCCAGAGAAUCCCCCAGCCUUCUCAUAGAGCUAAAUCAGAGAUGGUGCCCAGGACUUAUGAAAGCAACCCCCUCCUCCCUCCCCCUCCCCCCACCCCCAACCUGGCCUGUAUUGUCUAUUUUUAGAAUACUAGGCUGCUUCUUUAGUAGAGUCCUUCAUGAAGUAGGGGCCAGGGUGUCUCAAACACUUGCAGGGACAUUACUGGACUCCAGAAAACCAUUCCACAGAAGAAUGGGUCCCCCCAGGCUCACAGUAUAGGGAUGUUGAGCCCAUGACAACUGUUUUGACUGCUGGCAGUACAAGACAGUCCACCCCACACCGCUGCCGCAUGACUCACUGCGGCCUUAAGAAAAUUCAAGCUGAGAUGCUGACGUUGUGGAAAAAAAUCGGGUGUGAAUGCAACAUUCAGGAUCUCAACAGCACAUCAAUCAGAAGCCCUGUGCAGUUUCCGAGAUGUUGUUUCGUGAACUUUUUGAUGAAAUAGGGAACUGCAAAUAUAUGAUGAUUUUGAAGAGGAUUGGCAGGGUCUGUCCUUAAAACUGACUCAUUGUGUCAUCCAUAGUCACUUAGAAUUACAGUUGAGAAGGAAAAAUACCUAUACUGUAUGAACAUGGCAAUAUUUUAAGAGUAGGCUAUUACAGGCAGGAAAAUUCUUUAACUGGUUUAUAAAAUCUAUCAGUACUUGUAUCAUUCCCUGUAAAAGGCAGCAGACAUAUGAUUGUGAUCAGGAAACUGCACAAAAUUAUUUUUUAAACCCCCCAUGUUAUUGUCUUUGUGAAGUUUUUUUUAUAUAAUAAAACCCAACAUUUUGUUGUAUAUAUUCGUAUUCCAUGUGUUAGAUGGAAGCAUUUCCUAUCCAGUGUGAAUAAAAAGAACAGUUGUAGUAAAUUAUUAUAAAGCCAAUGAUAUUUCAUGGCAGGUUAUUCUACCAAGCUGUGCUUGUUGGUUUUUCCCAUGACUGUAUUGCUUUUAUAAAUGUACAAAUAGUUAUUGAAACGACGAGACCCUUGUUUGCACAGCAUUAAUAAGAACCUGGAGGGGUCCCCUCUGUUAAUGACCAGGAGCGUCUGGCCUGGAGCUUGGCACAUAUUCCAGUGAGACACAAGGUCUCUCUUUUCCCAAGGUCAAGAACAGAGCUGGAGGACAAAUUAAAGAACAGUCUUGGAUACCUGGCCAUGGGGAACCUCACUGUAAAUAUCACUAGAAGGGGCAGAGAUGUUCGCAAACGUUCAUGUACACUAAAGUCCAAACACUGUCAGAUGAGGGAAACCAUCAAAAAAUCAGGAAAAAUAAUAAUGAUGAUUGUGAGGUAAUGAGCAGCGGUCUCAGCCUGAUGAGAACUUAAUAAAAAAUAAUUAAUGCUGUGUGAAAUGGGUUGAAUUAGUUUGCAAACCAUAUAAAGAUGUAAGCAGUAAAGUGCCUGUUAAUGCACACCGCGUGGGAAGGGGGUGUUCUGGUCAGUUGCCUUUUCUAGUUAUCUGAGCUCUACUAUAUUAUCAUUCUUGGAUAACCAAUUUAAAAGAACUAGAAUAUGAUUUUAUAAAUACACUUAACAUUAAACUCUUCUUCUAAGUCUUUUUUUUUUCUUUCUCUGAUAAUUCAGAAGACAGUUAUGGAUCUCCAGUGCCUCUGAGUCAUUAUUAAAAAACAAUUAGUAAUCGCUGUACCAUGCUAUAGGAGACCAGGCUAAGCCUGUACAAUGACGAACUCUGGAAGUUGCUUUUUUUAAAAAAAAUAAUAAAUUCCUAAAAUCA
Myotis daubentonii (Daubenton's bat) is the source of this 5797-nucleotide messenger RNA. It is a transcript of the gene ANTXR1, whose product is annotated as ANTXR cell adhesion molecule 1. Lineage: Eukaryota; Metazoa; Chordata; Mammalia; Chiroptera; Vespertilionidae. Gene Ontology annotation, cellular component: cell surface; plasma membrane. The record is from RefSeq and is a predicted model, not a curated record. Gene Ontology annotation, molecular function: transmembrane signaling receptor activity.